ACCAAUGAUUUUAGCGCCCUCUAUAAAGUUGUACGUCGAGCGAAGGCGCUCUUUUACCAGUUAUUUCCCGCGAAACCCGAAGUUUUGGACGGACAGUGGCAGAAAACAGUUAACUAUCAGUCGUCAGGAUGCAGUCCAUAUCUCUUGACAUGGAUGAGGUACAUGGGGCCGAGGAUGGUUAUAUCAGUGACGAGGAGUUCCCCCCUCUGGCUGGUGACUUGCCCCCGCUGUCGCCCACGAGAAGCACUGCUGGACACGUGGGAGAAGAUGACAAUGCCUUAGGCAAUUGGGCAGGAAGCGAUGCAGACAAGGAGAACCAGGGAGACAAAAAGCGCCCUCGUAGGCUCGUCAACAGAAAGCCGCAACCCAAACUGGAUGCUGUACGGCUGUGCUCGGAUAGAGGCCUGCCCACCCUCAGCAAGCACUUUGAGCAGGUCAAGUUCAAGGGCAAAGGUCACGAGGUCGGUGACCUGAACCGCCUGAUGUCCACUAUGGAGCACUGGGCCCACCGGCUCUUCCCCAAGAUGCCGUUUGAUGAGGUCAUCGAGAGGAUCGAGAAGCUGGGGAAAAAGAGACAAGUUCAGACCUGCAUCAAGAAGAUCCGGCUGGACAUGCCACUAAUGGACGAGGACUACGAGGAACAAGAAGCAGAACCAGAGGGCAGUGAUGCCCUAAAUGGCCGCGGCGACGACGAAGUCGAGAUGGAUGCUUUCAGCCAAUCAGCUGCUCCACCGUCGCAAACCAUGGCAACAGCUGUUGCCGACACUAGUGUCUCGCUAUCUGAUGAACAAAAGGAGAGAAUGGAACGGAACAAGCGUCUGGCCAUGGAACGUCGCAAGUCCAAGGGGCCGGCCACUCCGGCCGGCCACCAGGCACCAAUCACGGCCGACGAAAUCCAGGACCUGGAGAGAGAACACGCCGACGAAGAGGACAUGGAAAAUGAACUGUGGAACGACAUCGCCAUGUUUGAGGCUGACCAGAGAAACAUCUGGAAAACCUCGCCGGCAGAAACGGCUGCAAAAGAGACUGAUUCAGUACAAACGCCUGCCAGUAAGGAAACGACAGGGAUAGCAAACAACCCGGCACGGCCAGAAGACGGUCAAAGAUUGUCACAAGAAAUCAUCGACAUUGAUGCACAGGUCUUGGAGGAAGAUACUGAAAUUGUUCAAGGAGAAAAGGAAGCUGGAUUUGAAGAGGUGAUUGAUGUAGACAGAGGGGCUGAGGAAGAGAAAACUAAUGUGCUGAGGAAAGAUUCUAAGGAGGUUGUUGACACGGACGACGAAGACAUGGAUGAAGAAAGAGGAACGCUGGCUGAGGAGAAGAGAGAUGAGAUUGUGGAGACUGUCGAUGUGGAUGCGGAGAACCAAGGAGACAAAUUGGAUGAUGAAGCAAAAGAGGAUGGAGAAGGGAACAUGAGCUCAGAUUUGGUUCUGAAAUGGGACUCGGAAUCAGCAGACGAGAGUAUGAUCAUUCAGGAACCACAGGAAUAAAUAAAGUGAUGGACAGGACAGGACAGAAUGUAAUGGGCUCCGUGCACAAGUAUCCUCUCAACAGCAAGACAAGAAGAGUUGGGGGAAGACCACUGGGAGAGACUUUUCAUGCAUAGCCCGACACGUGAUUGUGUAGUGAAGGGCCAGUUUUGUUUUGAUUUGAUAAAAUUAGAAUCAAGAGGUUUUUUUAAUUACUCAAAAUAACAUUUUCAACUUAAAGCAAACUUCUCUCAAUAAAAUGACACCUACUUGUAAUUUUUGAACAGUUUCUUGGGGUAGAAAUUACGAUU
Molecule: messenger RNA, 1780 nt
Organism: Patiria miniata (bat star)
Lineage: Eukaryota; Metazoa; Echinodermata; Asteroidea; Valvatida; Asterinidae
Product: TIMELESS-interacting protein-like
Exons: 7
Coding region: 129-1490 (453 amino acids)
Biological process (GO): DNA damage response; replication fork arrest; replication fork processing
Cellular component (GO): nucleus; replication fork protection complex
Molecular function (GO): DNA binding
Source: RefSeq, a predicted model, not a curated record